GAAGCAGGAGCUGCCGCCGCCGCUGCGAGGCUGAGGGAGAAUUGCUGAGCGCCUCGGGACUGGAUGGCCCUGGCUGAGAGUGGCUGGUGCCUGCUGAAGCGCUGCGGCCCCGACGACUUGCCCUACUCGUUGGCACCCCGGGAGCUGCCCUGCCCUUCGCCGUCGCCCUCCUCGUCCUCAGGCUGCUCCCCUGGCGGCAGCGGUAGCGGCGGCGGCGGCGGCCGGACCUUCAAGCAGGAGCCGGGAGGAGCGCUGCAGACCUCUCAGCCGCUGGGCCUCCCUGACGGCCGGUCCUUUCUGGGCCCCUUCGUCUCCCUGGCCGCGGCACCGUCCGGCCUUUCCAGCUGGGAGGACGUGCUGCUUUUCGCGGACCUGGAUCAGGCCAACAAGCUCAUCUGGUCCAGCCGCACGUCGGCCAAGUUGAGCCCGGAUCCCUCACAGCCGCUACCGCAACAGCAGCCGCCACCCGUCGAGGAUAUGUACCACCACCCGCACGCGCAUCACCACCCGCACCACCAGGGCCUGCAGCCGGGCCCCUACGACGGCUCGUCCCCGGGCACGGGCGGCGCAGGCGGCGGCUUCGUGCCCUCCUCGGCAGGAUCGCCCGUCUACGUGCCUACCACCCGCGUGAGCUCCAUGCUGCCUUACCUGCCCAGCACCCCGGGGCCCGGGCAGGCCGGUGGGCCGGCGGCAUGGCCACCGCAAGCGGGCCCAGAAAGCCCCUCCGCGCCCUACGGUGCCACGGGUGGCGGGUGCGCCCACCCGGCGUCUGGCCGCUUCAGCUACCCGGCCAGCAGCUCGCCGGCGAGCAACGGCGCCGCCCGGGAGUCGGCCGCCUACAGCCCCCGCGAGCAGUUCCGGCCCUUGAACGGAUCCUAUUACGCGCCCUACGUGGGUUCCCAGUUCACCAGCCCGGGCUGGGGAAGCCCCUUCGACAACUCCAUGCUGCACUGCCUGCCCAGCCGGGCCGGGCCCCUCGCCGUGCGGCCUUCCAGCGCAGAGCUUCUGGAGGAUCUCUCUGAGGGCCGGGAAUGUGUCAACUGUGGCUCCUACCAGACCCCCCUGUGGAGAAGGGAUGGAACUGGCAACUAUCUCUGCAAUGCUUGUGGGCUGUACACCAAAAUGAAUGGACUUAGCAGGCCUCUCAUUAAGCCUGCGAAGAGAGUGCCUUCUUCGAGAAGAAUGGGUUUGUCUUGCGCCAACUGUCACACUACGACCACCACCCUCUGGCGCAGGAAUGCAGAAGGAGAGCCUGUAUGCAAUGCCUGUGGCCUGUACAUGAAACUUCAUGGGGUGCCCCGACCCCUUGCUAUGAAGAAAGAGGGAAUUCAAACCAGGAAACGAAAACCAAAGAACUUGGCUAAGACAAAGUCAUGCUCGGGUAAUAAUAGCAAUAAUGCCGUUCCUAUGACUCCAACUUCCACGUCUUCUACGAACUCAGAUGACUGCCGAAAAAAUGCUUCCCCUAGCACACAAACCACAGCCUCAGGGGCAGUUUCUUCAGUGAUGUCCGGCCGGGGAGAGAAUGCCAGCAGUCCCGAGACUAGCACACUCAAAUAUUCCGGCCAGGAAGGGCUUUAUUCGGGCGUCAGCUUGGCCUCCACUGCAGAAGUCACGGCCUCUGUGAGACAGGAUUCCUCCUGGUGUGCCUUGGCUCUAGCAUGAAGUGGUGAUGAGUCAGUGGUGCUGGAUCCAUGCACUGGGCAUCAGCCAGCCAGCGACACUUGUGUUUUUUGUUUUGUUUUGUUUUGUUUUGUUUUGUUUUGUCCCAAGAAGCAGUGACUAUGAUGACAAGGACAUUCCUUGCCAGUCAUUUUUGUGCCUUGAUUCUAGCGUGUGUGCGCGGGAAGGGGGGGUGUUUUUUUCCUUCUCAUGGUCUCUGUUUGAUUGCCCAGAUCCUCAGCUAUGCAAGACAACCAAGGGAGUCCAAACCACUUCUUAGCUCAACAAGGAGUGCCCAUCUACACUGUUGCUACAUCUUCACCACAACCACCAGUGCUGCCUCGUGUAUUUGUGGAUUGUGUAUUUUUUCUCCCCCAUCCCCACUCGACCAACAUCCAAGAUCUGAUUGGUAUUGAUAUUAUUGUAAGACGAAGUAGGCAAAGCUUGCAUUAUAGAGCAACACAGAAGAGCUAAGCAACAAGUGAGCAUAUAUUGAACUUCACAGUUCGAUGCAAUCUCUUCUUGCAUGUCAGUGUUUCAGCUAGUGCCGUCCACUCACGACAUGCCCAUAUUUCUGAGUAGCUUUUCCGAAGCAGACUUCCAAUACAGCCUAAUGAAGGAAAGAAACGUAUUUUGGUACCCCCCCUUCUCCCAUUAGAACUGGCUAUCGAGAACUUUUGUUUAAAAUAUUUGCAUUGUUGUUUUUAACAUAUACUGUGAUGGAGGAGGACAGAGCGUCUAUGUUGUGGCUGAACUGUAUGUAGUCAGUCAGAAUUUGUAAACAGGGUAGCAUUCAGAUUUUUUUCUCCCCCUUCCAUAUACACAAUAAUUUUGUUUUUUAUAUAAAAAGUGCAAUUUGUCUUGCAGCAAUCAGUGUUAAAUCAUCAGCAUAAGAUUUAACAACAGUUUUUAUAUGAAUGAAUGGAAUGAAUGUAAACAUUUUAACUUAAUGGUACGUAAAUAAUUUAAAAGAAAAAAGUUAACUAGGCAUCCUUUUGUUGCAAGUUUUUUUUUUUUUACUGUAACAGAAAACAUUUUUUCUGUGUUUCUGAUUUAUAAAGUACAAGUUUCAAGAACAAACGUUUUCUCAGGAAAAGAAAUUGACCCUACCUGUCUAUCUGGACAUGAGCUUUUAUAUACGCAGUCAUCCCCACUAUCUUGCCACGGAAUAAAGUAUGUGCUAGAAGAAUUAUCAGUUGCAGUGAAACAUUACUACCUAAUGGAUAAAGUAUGUAAAUACUCCAACAAAAUAUUUAGGCAUCUUUAAAGUACUGGAUGCAAUCUGUAUAAUGUACCUGACCCAUAGCUAGGUUGGUUUACAUUUUUUUAAAAGGGAUGUCAAUGUGAAAAGUUUUCACCAGAGGUUUAAAAAUAAAAAGGUUAUGUGUUUUUC
Molecule: messenger RNA, 3055 nt
Organism: Lacerta agilis (Sand lizard)
Lineage: Eukaryota; Metazoa; Chordata; Lepidosauria; Squamata; Lacertidae
Gene: GATA6
Product: GATA binding protein 6
Exons: 6
Coding region: 64-1665 (533 amino acids)
Biological process (GO): positive regulation of transcription by RNA polymerase II; cell fate commitment; negative regulation of transcription by RNA polymerase II
Cellular component (GO): nucleus
Molecular function (GO): RNA polymerase II cis-regulatory region sequence-specific DNA binding; DNA-binding transcription factor activity, RNA polymerase II-specific; zinc ion binding
Source: RefSeq, a predicted model, not a curated record